GUCACGCGGACCGAACAGCCUCCGGCUUGAGAUUUCAGAGAGGGGGGAAAAAUCAGGGCGAGGGCGGGCGGAGCCGAGGGAAAAGGCCCCCGCGGCGCGGCCGCCACUCGCCACCCACCCAACCACCCAUCCCGUCCCAACACGGCACACGGCCACGCCGCGCGGCUGCGGAGGCGGGGGCGCCCGUGCCAUCACGUCCCCCCUUCCUUCCUGGCUUCCUUCCCUCACGGCCGCACCCGUCCGCCGCGCGCCGCGAGAGUACGCGACAAACCCCGCAAAACCACCGCACCGCUCCGCCCGCCCACGCGGCCGCAGCGGUGGGCGAUGAUGCUGCCCUCCCCAGCCGGUCAUUUCACCGCGGGGGCGCGGCCCACGCCCGCGGGCCCACCGCAGCACCGCACCGCCUCCUCCUCCUCCUCCUUUUAUGACCGACGGCUCCCCACCUCCGCCUCCGUUCCCCAUCUCCUCCUCCACCACCAAACCCUAGCCGCCUCCCCUCGCCGCCGCCGCCGCUGACCGGCCAUGUCUUCCUCGUCCUCCGACGCGGCCAGGGACGACGUCGUCUCCUCCCCGGACCUCCCUCCUCUAGCCGCGCCCGUCGCCGCCGCCGCCGCUGCGGCCGCGGCCGCUGCCUCCUCGGGGGGAGGCAUAGGGCUCGGGGGCGGGGCCUCCGGUCGGAGGCUGCCGCCGCCGUGCUGGACCGAGGAGGAGACCCUCGCGCUCAUCGAGGCCUACCGCGACAGGUGGGAGGCGCUGCGCAAGGGCAACCUGCGGGCCGCGGACUGGGACAGGGUCGCCAACGCCGUCACCGCGCGCUGCGGCCGGUUCCCCACCGCCACGCCGAAGUCCGGCGUGCAGUGCCGCCACAAGAUCGAGAAGCUCCGGAAGCGCUACCGGGCGGAGCGGUCGCGCUCCGCGGGCAGGUCCAAAGGGCCCAAGUGGCCCUUCUUCCCGCUCCUCCACGACCUCGCCGGCGGCGGCGUGCCGGACCCCAGCCCCAACGCCAUCGUCAAGAUCAAGACCAAGGGCCCCGCGCCGCUGGCGUCCACGCCUUCCCCCGUGUCCUCCCCUUCCUCCGAGGAGGGCGUGCGGAGCAGGAGCCUGCACGGGCUCAUCUCCAACGGCGGAGCCGGGAGCGGCCUGCGCUUCACCAUCCCCAAGGCCUCCCGCAGCAAACCCGCCGGGGUGGCAGCUGUGAAGCCGGAGAGGAACGGCGGCGAGGACGACGCCGAGUCGGAGGCCAUGGCGGAGGUGGCCGAUGCGUUGCGGGCCGUCGGGGAGGGUUUCCUGCGGAUGGAGGAGCGCAGGCUGGAGCUCUCCCUCCAGAUGGAGAAGGAAUGGAUGGAGUCAGAGAUGAAGCGCACCCAGACGAUGCUCGACGCGCAGCAGCUCUUCUUUGAAGCCUUCCUCGGCAAGCAGCAGCAGCACAAGAAAGCCAGGCACUCCCCAGCUUCCAACGCUAUGGAAGAGGAUUGAUGAUGAUCCUGCUCCGCUUCUGCUCUGUGAACAAUGUGUUUAUGCUUACUUGCUCCGUGUUAACUGCUUUUUAUGCUAGUAGUUCUUGGUAGUCGUUGACUUGUGAUAUUAGUAGCAAUUUACUCUUUUGUGUAUGGAUGGUGGAUUGAACUCAACAAGGGGUUUGGGGCAAAGGAUGUAGGUGUAGGAUAUGGAUAAGGGUGGAAGGGGGGAGGUUUGAAUUAGAAUUUAGAAAAGUCUCAGUUGUAAUCAGUGAACUACUUGUUAUGUUAUGAUGAGCUGGCUGCUGGUGUUAUGUUGAAACACUGCAGCUUGUUCAAAUAGCAUCUCGUGUUGUGGAUUUUGUUAUUGAGUUUUGCUUGAUUCUUGUCU
Setaria italica (foxtail millet) is the source of this 1848-nucleotide messenger RNA. Its product is annotated as trihelix transcription factor ASIL1. Lineage: Eukaryota; Viridiplantae; Streptophyta; Magnoliopsida; Poales; Poaceae. The coding region runs from base 523 to 1476 and encodes 317 amino acids. The transcript has a single exon. Gene Ontology annotation, cellular component: nucleus. Gene Ontology annotation, molecular function: transcription cis-regulatory region binding. The record is from RefSeq and is a predicted model, not a curated record.